CAGGAGAACGCACGUUCUGUUGAAAGGGGCUGGUGUUUAAGUCUUUGUUGUCAGGCACAAAUACAACAGGUGCGUCAUUUCGUGACAGUGUGAGAGCAGCGGGAUUGAACCAAGUUGUGUCCAACGAUUCCUUGCCAGGUCUUGUUUUGAAGACGGUAGUUGACUCUGGGUUUACAGGGCAGUGUUUUUGCUCUUCUAUGUGGGGACAUUUAUAAGGGUGUUCUGUUGGAAACCGUUGACAGAUUCCGAGGUGGAAAGUACUUCGUUCUGCCACACGCAAACCCACGGCAGAGAAGAACGGACCUAUAGUCUAUGGCCAACCAGUUGUGACAACACAGGAAGAGGAAACAAACCAAGAAGGUGAUACCUACGGGAUUUUAAGUCGAAUGUCUUAUUUUGGUUAGAAGGUGGACAACAGUAACUUGUUGAUGCAAGCUGACGUAUUCCAAAGGGAACAGCAGGGUAGUCUAGAAUUUUAGAUCUGACCGACUACCCGAGAAGAUAAGGUCUUCGCUGUGUUGACUUCAAGCUAUAUUUCUACGGCCAUCUGAGACGAGAGUAACAGGUUUAAGGGUUCUCAGGGCGCCAACAUGUCGGCCCGAGUUGUUGACAAGCAGCCGAAAAAGGGCGGGAAGGGAGAGGAAAGUCUGGAGCUGGUAACAUGGAUGGGACGACCGCCGGACAAGCCUACCAACUGUCCCGCCGGUCUGGAGUAUCUCACCACCCUGGACAAGCUCCGCAUAUCACAGACAUACGGGCCAGAAGGACCUGUAUGCAACUUUGAAAACAACGAUUACGUCAUCAAGAACGGCAGAGGACAACAGGUGUAUUUUGCGUCGGAAGAGACGAACUGUUUCUGCCGGCAGUGUUGCGGCCCUGCCCGCGCCUUCCACAUGCGGCUGUACGACAAGCUGUCCCGGGAGGUGCUGCACCUGGUGCGGCCAGCGCGCUGUGACGCCUGCUGCUGUCCCUGCUGUCUCAUGACUGUCACCGUCAAGACAGGCGACGGGGAGACCCUGGGCUACGUCAAGCAAAAAUGGAAUAUAUUCCACGGGAUUCUGGAGGUUCAGGACGCGGACAAGAAGCCGUGGUACCACAUCCGGGGUCCCGCCUGUCCGUGCCGCUGCUUCAGUAACAUGGAGUACAAGAUCCUGUCCCUGGAGGAAGAUAAGAAGGCUGUCGGGUCCAUUGCUAAACGGUGGGGAGGGCCACAGGACAAGUACAACAUGGAUCACGAGAACUUUGAGAUUGAAUUUCCGUUUGAGGUGGAUGUGAGGAUGAAGGCAGUACUGUUGGGAGCAUGCUUCCUGGUUAACUACAUGUACUUUGAGAUGAGCUAAAGAGAGACACAAAACAUUAUCCACAACUCUGGGGAGGACAUACCCGAACAAGUAUCUCAAGAAAGACUAUUGAAAAAGAUGGGACUACACCACAGUAUAUAUAUGAGCUGUAAC
Molecule: messenger RNA, 1454 nt
Organism: Branchiostoma floridae (Florida lancelet)
Lineage: Eukaryota; Metazoa; Chordata; Leptocardii; Amphioxiformes; Branchiostomatidae
Product: phospholipid scramblase 2-like
Exons: 7
Coding region: 591-1340 (249 amino acids)
Biological process (GO): plasma membrane phospholipid scrambling
Cellular component (GO): plasma membrane
Molecular function (GO): phospholipid scramblase activity
Source: RefSeq, a predicted model, not a curated record